UCCCAUUCCGGAGGAGAGGGGGACCGCAAACCACAAUCGGCGUGUCCAUGUUUUCCCUGUCAUCUGUGUACACCUGACCAUACUCGAGCGCUACCAAGUACGCUACCUUUAACAGCAAUCGAGGAAUUUACUUCAGCGGCUACGGGCGAAGACAGUUGAAGAGGCAUUCAAUCAUUGUUACUACUUUUUAGCAGACUAUGUGAUUGAAUUAUACAGUCGAAAACAACGUCUUGCCAAUGUUGCUGCGAUGUUGUAGAGACAAGUGACGGUCAUGAUCAUAAUCCUGACCAAAUCGUAAAUUUUCGCCGUAGGAACUGCACAGCAAGAGCAACUUCGCAGCAUUUUCAAGAAGUUACUCUUCCAAGUUGCCGGAGGCAAACUCUUUCCAAACGGAUAGAUUUUUUAAUUCUCUUUAAAGCUGCAUAACACAGGCGACACGGCGACUUCAGUCGACUACCUUUCCCUCCUUUGCUAUCCAAUGGAUAUUCACUGCAAAGCAGACCCCUUUUCAGCCAUGCACCGGCACGGGGGUGUAAACCAACUAGGGGGGGUGUUUGUGAAUGGCAGACCCCUACCUGAUGUUGUGAGGCAAAGAAUAGUGGAGCUCGCGCACCAAGGGGUCAGGCCCUGUGACAUCUCCAGACAACUCCGGGUCAGCCAUGGCUGUGUCAGCAAAAUCCUUGGCAGGUACUACGAGACCGGCAGUAUUAAACCUGGAGUUAUAGGGGGCUCUAAACCAAAAGUGGCAACUCCCAAAGUUGUGGACAAAAUCGCAGACUACAAACGACAAAAUCCAACAAUGUUUGCCUGGGAAAUACGCGACCGACUGCUGGCCGAAGCUGUUUGCGACAACGACUCUGUACCUAGUGUGUCGUCCAUCAACAGGAUUAUUCGGACCAAAGUUCAGCAGCCUUUUCAUACGUCGCCGGAUGGAACUGGGGCUUCCCUGAGCGCAACAGGCCACACCAUAGUUCCCAGCACCGCCUCGCCCCCAGUGACCAGCGCCUCAAACGACCCCGUCGGCUCCUACUCCAUCAACGGCAUUCUGGGAAUUCCACGUACCAACGGAGAGAAAAGGAAACGAGAUGACGUUCUCUGGAGUGGCAACCACUUGGAUGGGAGGAAAAUAGGAUAUUAUGCGUCUGAUGGGUCGGGACCGAACAGCGACUCUCAGGGCAGCGUGGAGAGCUUACGGAAGCACCUGAGAGCGGACGCCUUCACCCAGCAGCAGCUAGAGGCCCUGGACCGUGUGUUUGAGCGGCCAUCUUACCCCGACGUCUUCCCCACAUCAGAGCACGUCAAGCCCGAGCAGGCUAACGAAUACUCGCUACCAGCACUCAACCCGGGACUGGACGAGGUCAAGCCCAGUCUGUCCACCAGCGCGAGCUCGGAGCUGGGAUCCAGCGUAUCACAGAGCUACCCAGUAGUGACAGGUCGUGACAUGGCGAGCACUACUUUACCGGGAUACCCCCCUCAUGUCCCCCCCACGGGCCAGGGCAGCUACCCCACCUCCACCCUCGCUGGCAUGGUGCCUGGAAGUGACUUUUCAGGAAAUCCAUACUCCCACCCACAGUACACGACAUACAAUGAAGCAUGGCGGUUCAGCAAUCCAGCAUUACUAAGUUCCCCUUAUUAUUAUAGUGCCGCAUCCCGUGGAGCCGCCCCACCCACUGCUGCCACUGCCUAUGACCGCCACUAGUUACCAUGGGAACCAAAUCAAACUUCAGGACCAUGUCCGCGGUGGCCUACGUAUCGCACCAGUCUGAAUGAAUGAAUGCUGGUGUCAAAGACAAAGAGGGAAAAAGGCUUCAAAAGGAACCAGUUCAAGAGGGUUAAAAUGUUGGAUGAAGAGGAUCAGCUGAAGGGAUACACACACACACACACGCAC
Molecule: messenger RNA, 1888 nt
Organism: Engraulis encrasicolus (European anchovy)
Lineage: Eukaryota; Metazoa; Chordata; Actinopteri; Clupeiformes; Engraulidae
Gene: pax2a
Product: paired box 2a
Exons: 11
Coding region: 479-1699 (406 amino acids)
Biological process (GO): anatomical structure development; regulation of transcription by RNA polymerase II
Molecular function (GO): RNA polymerase II cis-regulatory region sequence-specific DNA binding; DNA-binding transcription factor activity, RNA polymerase II-specific
Source: RefSeq, a predicted model, not a curated record